UUCACAUCGCUUAUGUCGAACAUAUACACCUCCUAAACCUCCCAUUUUUUUUCGCUCACUCAUUCCCAUGAAUUUCUAAUCUCUUCUCCUUCACUAUCUCGUCGACAGAUUUCAUGGGAAACUGCUUCAACUGGUUCUCUAGGGCGGACACCACGCAAAAUCCUACUUAUGCUUCGAGAACCAUAACCAGCAGAACCGACCCUUCUUCUCUUCCUUCGACUCUGACAUAUUCGAUUUCGUCGAAUCUUUACUCGACUUCCUACAACGGAACCAUCGCCGGCGGAGCUCUUCCGACGCGGGAACCCGAAGGGGAAAUUCUGUCCUCCAAUUUGAAGGACUUCAGUCUCAACGAUCUAAAAAACGCCACCAAAAACUUUCGCUCCGACAGUCUCAUCGGGGAAGGCGGCUUUGGCUACGUGUACAAAGGUUGGAUCGGUGAGCCGUCGUCGUCCAUGGUGGUCGCGGUGAAGAAACUCAAACCUGAUGGAAUUCAGGGUCACAAUGAAUGGCUGACAGAAGUCAACUGUCUGGGUCAACUCCACCACCCGAACCUGGUCAAGCUGAUCGGCUACUGCUCGGAGGGCGACAACCGGCUCCUGGUCUACGAGUACAUGCCGAAAGGAAGCUUGGACAACCACCUCAACAGAAGAGCUGAACCUCUGUCAUGGCAAACCAGGAUCAAAGUUGCAGUUCAAGCCGCCAGAGGCCUAUCGUAUCUGAACGACGAGUGCAAGAUCAUCUACCGAGAUGUGAAGUCGUCGAACAUACUUCUCGACUUAGAGUUCAACGCCAAACUUUCCGACUUCGGCUUGGCUAAAGACGGACCGACCGGCGACGACACUCACGUAUCGACUCGCAUAGUGGGAACCUAUGGAUAUGCAGCUCCAGAGUACAUCGCCACAGGCAGGCUUUCGGUGAAGGCCGAUGUGUACAGCUUUGGGGUUGUGCUCCUGGAGAUUCUCACGGGGCGACGAGCUUUCGACAGAGCAAGAGUGGGAGCAGAGCAGAAACUUGUGGACUGGGCGAGGCCUCAAUUGGGCAACAAGCACAAGCUGCGCCGGAUCGCCGACCCGAAGCUCGACGGGGAGUAUCCAAAGAAGGGGGCGCUUGAGCUCAGCCUCCUCGCUCAGCAAUGCAUCGGAGAGGAUGCCAAGAAGCGCCCUGCCAUGUUUGAGGUCUUGGCCUCCCUUGAGAAACUGCAAGACGGUGUAAAGCAGAUGAGUUCUAGUUAAGCCGCGCGGUCUUAGGUUCCUACUCCACGGUCUAGGAAACCAUAGCUAUCAAAUUUCUACAAAUGGACAUUGACAUGAUCUUGGAUGUGUGUUUGCUUGAGUUUGCAAAUAUUUACUUAUAGGUGCACAUUGUUUUUUUCCUUCUUCUUUUGGAUAGAUUCAUUUAAAACGGGGAUUGUAUAGAAUCUGUUUCUAAGGUUACAUUUGCCUCAUCCAACCAUUUUGAG
Zingiber officinale is the source of this 1459-nucleotide messenger RNA. Its product is annotated as probable serine/threonine-protein kinase PBL3. The record is from RefSeq and is a predicted model, not a curated record. Bases 114 to 1232 code for a protein of 372 amino acids. The transcript is spliced from 5 exons. Gene Ontology annotation, molecular function: protein kinase activity; ATP binding. Lineage: Eukaryota; Viridiplantae; Streptophyta; Magnoliopsida; Zingiberales; Zingiberaceae. Gene Ontology annotation, biological process: protein phosphorylation.